Messenger RNA from Elephantulus edwardii (Cape elephant shrew), 2814 nucleotides. RefSeq names its product protein kinase D1 (gene PRKD1). NCBI's taxonomy places the organism in Eukaryota, Metazoa, Chordata, Mammalia, Macroscelidea, Macroscelididae. The coding region runs from base 1 to 2814 and encodes 937 amino acids. Gene Ontology annotation, molecular function: protein serine/threonine kinase activity; ATP binding. The transcript has 19 exons. Gene Ontology annotation, biological process: protein phosphorylation. The record is from RefSeq and is a predicted model, not a curated record.
AUGGGAGUUCCCGCGGGGAGGAGCGCACCGCAGCCCCGAGUCUGGCCGCUGCGUCUCACUCGAGCCCAAGGAGGCGUGGGCUCCGGGAAUUGCGGGCGAAGGGGGCGGCGACCAGGCACUCUGUGGCCACUGCGGCCGCGCGGCCGCGGCUUGUGCGGCUCGGCGACCGCCGGCCCGGGGUCGGGGCCGGGACCCGCGCCUUUCCUGGCGCCCGCCGCUGUCGGGGGCAUCUCGUUCCAUCUGCAGAUCGGCCUGAGCCGCGAGCCAGUGCUGCUGCUGCAGGACGCGUGCGGCGACUACAGCCUGGCUCAGGUCCGCGAGAUGGCUUGUUCCAUCGUCGACCAGAAGUUCCCUGAAUGUGGUUUCUACGGAAUGUAUGAUAAGAUUCUACUUUUUCGCCAUGACCCUACCUCUGAAAACAUCCUUCAGCUGGUGAAAGCGGCUAGUGAUAUCCAGGAAGGAGAUCUUAUUGAAGUUGUCUUGUCAGCUUCUGCCACCUUUGAAGACUUUCAGAUCCGUCCCCACGCUCUCUUUGUUCAUUCAUACAGAGCUCCGGCUUUCUGUGAUCACUGUGGAGAAAUGCUGUGGGGACUGGUACGUCAGGGCCUUAAAUGCGAAGGAUGUGGACUAAAUUACCAUAAGAGAUGUGCAUUUAAAAUCCCAAACAACUGUAGUGGCGUGAGGAGGAGAAGACUCUCGAAUGUUUCCCUCAGCACUGUCCGCACAGCAUCGACCGAGCUCUCCACAAGUGCCCCUGAUGAGCCCCUUCUGCAAAAGUCACCAUCAGAGUCAUUUAUCGGUCGAGAUAAGAGAUCGAAUUCUCAGUCAUAUAUCGGACGGCCAAUUCAGCUGGACAAGAUUUUGAUGACAAAAGUGAAAGUGCCGCACACGUUUGUCAUCCAUUCCUACACCCGCCCCACCGUGUGCCAGUACUGUAAGAAGCUUCUCAAGGGGCUCUUCAGACAGGGUCUGCAGUGCAAAGAUUGCAGAUUCAAUUGUCAUAAGCGUUGUGCACCCAAAGUACCAAACAACUGCCUCGGUGAGGUGACCAUUAAUGGAGAUUUACUUGGCCCUGGAGCAGAGUCUGAUGUGGUCAUGGAAGAAGGGAGUGAUGACAAUGACAGUGAGAGGAACAGUGGACUUAUGGAUGACAUGGAAGAGGCCAUGGUCCAAGACGCUGAAAUGGUGAUGGUGGAGUGCCAGAAUGACAGUGGGGAAAUGCAGGAUCCAGACCAAGAUCAUGAAGACUCCAACAGAACCAUUAGUCCAUCAACAAGCAACAAUAUCCCACUCAUGAGAGUCGUGCAAUCUGUCAAACACACAAAGAGGAAAAGCAGCACGGUGAUGAAGGAGGGGUGGAUGGUCCACUACACCAGCAAGGACGCGCUGAGGAAACGGCACUAUUGGAGAUUGGAUAGCAAAUGUAUUACCCUCUUUCAAAAUGACACAGGAAGCAGGUACUACAAGGAAAUCCCUUUAUCAGAAAUUUUAUCCCUGGAACCAGCAAAAACGUCAGCUUCAAUUCCUACUGGGACCAAUCCUCAUUGUUUUGAAAUUACAACAGCAAAUGUAAUAUAUUAUGUUGGGGAAAAUGUGAUCAAUCCUUCCAGUCCACCACCAAACAACAGUGUCCUCACCAGUGGCAUUGGUACUGAUGUGGCCAGGAUGUGGGAGAUGGCCAUCCAGCAUGCACUGAUGCCAGUCAUCUCCAAGGGUCCCUCUGUGGGCUCAGGAACCAAUUCGCACAGAGAUAUUUCUGUGAGUAUUUCAGUAUCAAAUUGCCAGAUUCAAGAAAAUGUGGAUAUCAGCACAGUAUAUCAGAUAUUUCCAGAUGAAGUGCUUGGUUCUGGACAGUUUGGAAUUGUUUAUGGAGGAAAACAUCGUAAAACAGGAAGAGAUGUAGCUAUUAAAAUCAUUGACAAAUUAAGAUUUCCAACAAAACAAGAAAGCCAGCUUCGUAAUGAAGUUGCAAUUUUACAGAACCUUCAUCACCCCGGUGUUGUAAAUUUGGAGUGUAUGUUUGAAACGCCUGAAAGAGUGUUUGUUGUUAUGGAAAAACUCCAUGGAGACAUGUUGGAGAUGAUCUUGUCAAGUGAAAAGGGCAGGUUGCCAGAGCACAUAACGAAGUUUUUAAUUACUCAGAUACUUGUGGCAUUGCGGCAUCUUCACUUCAAAAAUAUUGUUCACUGUGACCUUAAACCAGAAAAUGUGUUGUUAGCAUCAGCUGACCCUUUUCCUCAGGUGAAACUUUGUGAUUUUGGUUUUGCCCGGAUCAUUGGAGAAAAGUCUUUCCGGAGGUCGGUGGUGGGCACCCCAGCUUACUUGGCUCCUGAGGUUCUACGGAACAAGGGCUAUAAUCGCUCUCUAGACAUGUGGUCUGUUGGCGUCAUUAUCUAUGUAAGCCUGAGUGGCACAUUCCCAUUUAAUGAAGAUGAAGACAUACACGACCAAAUCCAGAAUGCAGCUUUCAUGUAUCCACCAAAUCCCUGGAAGGAAAUUUCUCCUGAAGCCAUUGAUCUUAUCAAUAAUUUGCUGCAAGUAAAAAUGAGAAAACGCUACAGCGUGGAUAAGACUUUGAGUCAUCCUUGGCUACAGGAUUAUCAGACCUGGUUAGACUUACGGGAGCUGGAGCGUAAAACUGGGGAACGGUAUAUCACCCACGAAAGUGAUGACUCGAGGUGGGAGCAGUAUGCCAGCGAGCAGGGGCUGCAGUACCCCACACACCUGAUCAACCCGAGUGCUAAGCAUAGCGACAGUCCUGAGACAGAAGAAACAGAGAUGAGAGCCCUCAGUGAACGUGUCAGCAUCCUCUGA